CCUUUGAUCGUGAACUGUCGUCGAUUCCCGGCUGAGGGUUGAUAUUUUCCUGUAAGCUCAACCCUCCCUCAGUCCUCUUAAAGUCGCUGCGAGAAUCUGUACGGCCGUCGCGAAACGCGAGUAGCUACGCAAUUUCAUAUUGAAAUGAUUAAGUAACCAUCGGAUAGAGCGGUCUGUUUAAAUGAAAAACUAGAGUGAUGCUACUCAAAACUUGUGCGCUCUGAGGUUUGGUGUUGUGUUUGUGUUUUUAUUUAGUUUCACUGUCGUUUUUUAUUUGACUAUUGUGGUGAAGGAGCUCGCAUUAUAUCAUUGUCGUUUAGCGGUUAACGUUGGUGAAGUAGACGACUUCGGCGCGAAUCCGACAUGAUUUGAAACACAAAGAGGGGCGCGUUCCAGCGCGGAUGUUGCGAGAUGGGUGGGCCGCGGCGCAUGUCCAGUGCGCUGCUGCUGCCCUUCGCGCUGCUCGCGCUGCCGCCCUCCGACGCUGCCAACACCACAACUUACAGGGAGGAAGUGGAAUCGUCAUUGCGUUUAGUUCACGCCGUGGCGUCGGGCGCGACUGGGGCACUGUGUGUCACGCACAGGUACGGCCAGUUGCGAGCACCCCUGCACGCUGCGAGGUGGAACACGGCCAGGGCAAGGGCAGACCUUGCCGCUAACGUACUGCACCAACUGGGACUGGAAACUGCUGAGGUCCUAAUGGCAGUGUCCCAAGGUCUGGUUAUGGGAGCCACUCCUGUGGAAAGGGCGGUCGGGUCCAGGGCGUUGGCGCUCAGGUCCGAGGAUGGUGUGGUGAACAGCGCAGUGGCCUGGGAAAGAUACGGCACAGCGGAACCGGUGGCUGUCGUGUCGCCGCAGUUAGAGAAACCUCCAGACCCUGAAUAUCCCUGGUACGUGUCGGCACAUAACAGUGAAUCUCUCCGUUCUUCUAAGUUUAUGCCUUCCCCUCCCGGGGUCACCAUGGAGGGCUGGUGGACGUUCCCCUACUAUAGUUGUCAAGCAAAACGGUGGUUACUUUCAUAUACGGUACCUGUAGCAACAGUACGCGGACUCAAAGGUGUUAUAUCGCUGGACAUAGACAUAUCUACCUUGGAAAUUAAUCAAUGUGAAGCAAACCCUGACUACGAUAGCGAUAAUCAAAUUUAUUCUUUUCACGGCACUCACAAGUGCCCGAACGAGACUACCUACUGUGACUACAAACCAAACAGAGAAAUCAAUGCACGGUACGCUGGAUGGGCACGUGGAUUGUAUAUCUGCAGAUGUAGACCUGGUUACUACUCAAUAAAUCAUCCAGAAGGAUUUAACGGAUCUUUAGUUGAAGUUGCCUUUCAAGAAUAUGAAGAAAAUGGCUUAGAAAAUUGGAGUGAACCUUACGAGUGCUUAAAAUGCCAGCCAGGAUGCGAAACGUGCAAAGGGCCAGAGCCCUGCCUUGCCACUUACAACUGGCCAUUUCGGAUAUCUCUACUGGUGAUAUCAGUGAGCUGUGCUGUAAUGACAGUGUGCCUCACAAUCUACACACGUCACCACAGGAGGGUGAAGGUGUUCCGUGUAGCCAGCCCUGUGUUUCUGUCUAUCACUUUACUUGGAUGUGCCAUCAUGUAUAUGGAAAUGGCAGCCAUAUUCCCUGUACUGGACAGGUAUUCCUGUAUUGCUACAAAAUGGACUCGGCAUAUGGGUUUCUGUAUUACCUACACAGCUCUAUUGAUGAAAACUUGGAGAGUUUCUCUUACUUACCGUGUAAAAUCUGCACACAAACUGAAACUAACAGAUAAGCAGCUGUUACAAUGGAUGGCUCCAAUACUUCUUAUAAUGUUAGUUUACCUUGGAACAUGGACUCUCUCUUCACCACCCGAUGCUGAAGAUAUUACAGAUAACAAAGGUUUAAAAUUCAAGCAGUGCACAUACAACUGGUGGGAUCACAGUUUAGCUAUAGGUGAAAUUUUGUUCCUGUUAUGGGGAGUUAGGGUUUGUUACCGAGUCCGCCACGCUGAGAGCUUGUACAACGAGGCGAGGCUAAUAUCCAUUGCCAUAUACAAUAUCUUCACGGUCAAUUCACUGAUGAUUGCGUUUCAUUUGCUCAUUUUGCCUCGGGCAGGACCUGACAUCAAAUAUCUCCUCGGCUUCAUCAGAACUCAAUUAUCCACCUCAACUACAGUGCUAUUUGUUUUCUUACCAAAGGUACUCCGCGUAGUACGCGGCACCGGCGACACGUGGGAUAGCCGCGCGCGAGCGAGAGGGGUGCCGGCGUCCUGCUCGCUCAACGGCAUCGGUCUAGUGGCCGACGAGCCGCCCGAUCUGUACCAGGAGAACGAGGAACUGAAGGAGGAAGUACAAAAGCUAGCAGCUCAAAUAGAAUUCAUGAAGAUAGUACAGAUGGAGAUGCACAACAGACAUUUGAGACCACGGCCAGGGGGAUACUUCACCGCCAACACUACGGCGGGACCGCAGAGCCCCAUGCAUCCUAAAACUGUCAACAUUUCACAGGAUAACACCGAGUGGGCGGGCCCCGUGUGACUGGUGGCAGUGAGCGACACCGGCUGGUCGUGGCCGGGCCCGGCGGCCGCAAGCUACCGUAAGGCCCGCGACCCGCGCCCGCCCGCCUACGUCUAAUGUAACCGCGCUACUAUACGGCUAAUAACUCACGGAGCGAACUCCACCCGCAACCUCCCGCGUAACGUCUAAGAUGCUGCGUCCACCUAAGCAAUGUGACACGCUAUCUGCCAAGUGAUCUGGCAUAUAACUUGCCACUAGCACCAACAUUUAAAGUAAAUGUCUGGGCUAGCACCCAUUUGCGUGGCGCAGCGCGACAUGCCCUGACGUGCCACUCAGCGUGCUACUAGUGACACAAUGAAGUGGCGCGCAAUGGGACUGGGCGGGCUGGUGGCGUUGAGUCCAAUAGGUCGUGGCCGGGCUUGGCAGACGCACGGUGCAGUAAAUCCCCACCCGCCUAAGUCUAACUUGACCUCCUGUCCGCACUAUCAUUCGGCUAAGAAUUCACGGAGUGAAGGAGCAAUAUCAGAUCACGUGUCACGAUGCAUAGGUGAGCAGAGCGCCUAAUGUGACCUCCUGCGCCGGCGCCAUCCUUCGGCUAACAACUCACUGAUGUAAUUCCACCCGCGCCCGCAAUUGGUGUUGAAUAGGGAUAACGACCAACGAUAGCUCAAUUAAACGUAGUGUCCCUUAGCAGUAGUGUCGUACGCAGAAUAACAGCGACUGGGCAGGCCCCAUGUGGCUGGUCGGGGUGAGUCCAAUAGGUCGCAGCCGCACGGUACAGUAAAUCCCUCCACCAGCACCCGCCCGCCUACGUCUAACUUGACCUCCUGUCCGCAGUAUCAUUCAGCUAAGAAUUCACGGAGUGAAAGAGCAAUAUCUCUAUUCGCGCCCGCCGCGGAUGCGGGGACGCAAUUCUCGUAGAAACUGUGGUUUUAGGUACAACACAAUAGGCUCUUUAACAAGUUUUCGAAAACGUUUAUACAUUAUUGUAUAGUGGCUCCAUAAAAAGUGGAUAUUUAUAAUUCUGUGGGUAUCAGUAAAAAAAACUCAAAUAAAAAAAAUAUUUCAAAUAUGCCGCGGUAACGUUUCUCUAGCAAAUAUGGCGUGUUUAUAGGCAGGCGACGACACACGGCUCUAAUUAAGACGUCAAACAGUACAAUGUCACAUCCUUAGGAUGUUUACAAGCAGGUGACGUCAUUUUAGGCUCCGCCAAUCCUAGGCGCUUUCGGUCACAUGACAAUAGAUCAAAAAAUACUUUUCUAUUUUAUGAUUUUUAGUUAUAUUAUCAACUUGCUUUUUUUUGUGAGAGGGUGCGGGUAAAAUACGCUCCGUGAGUCAUUUAGCCUCCAUAUGGGUUACUUUCUGUUGCCGCAUCCCAUUCUCGAGUAUUUGUUUCGCUCUGAUUUGUUAUCACUCAACCACGUCUAGAUGACACGCAAGAGAUAAAAAUCAAAUUGAAUCAACGCCUUCACCAGCUCAUUUUGCGAUACCCGUUGAACCGUUACAGAUUUUCAUAGGGUACUUUCAAUCGCCAAUAAGAAUAAAUAGAUUCGCUCCACCCCUCUUCUUUAUAUAGGAGAUAUGCCCUUAUUUGUAUACAGUCAGUAAAUAAAACUUUAUAACAAAUAGAAUUGGGUAUAUACCUAGUUAGUCUAUGCGCAGAACGCGUUUUCAAUUCGUGUCAUUUAAACGUAGUGAUUUAUGCAACAGAAACAAGAUAGGAUGCGUCCACAUAGCGAUCCGUUUUACAGGUCCGUUAUACGAUAGCGCAUUUAGUUGUAUGAGCUAGUUCAAACACGACAGUAUACCGGAUCUAGUAAAAAAUCUCACAACUGAAAUACUGAUCCAGUAGCGUCGAUUCCUCUAAAUAGGUCCCGUAAAUUUUGUAUGUAUAUUAACUUCAGUAGCUACGGUUCCGUUAAAAAGGAUCCUGUAACAACGGACGUUCUAUGCAUAUGCGCCCUUAGCAGGUUACACCAGCCUUUGUUUGCUCGCUAUUCUUCGUCUUUACUGAAAACCAGUUUUGUUAAGUCAGCGACUUGAAUACGAAUAUUAAUUUGCAAUGAACUAUAAAAUAAUAUCAGACGCCCAUUAAAUAAAAUCUUGCUCAGUCAGAUAUAUUUAUUUGAAAUAAAAUAUAUAACUUUAGGCUUUUGCCGAAUGUUUGUUUUAAUGUAUUGAUAAAUUUUUUGACCGUUCAACUAAACCGUAUUGUAACAUUUGAAUUGUCAAAAAAUUUACGUUGUGUGCAAGAGUUGCAAAAAAGGAUUGCCGCAGGAUUGUGAGAAUAUGAAUUAGUCGCCUGCAAAAUGACAAAAAAAAA
Chilo suppressalis (striped riceborer) is the source of this 4816-nucleotide messenger RNA. The record is from the annotation of a GenBank genome assembly. Lineage: Eukaryota; Metazoa; Arthropoda; Insecta; Lepidoptera; Crambidae.